CUUGCGGUCAGUUUGCGUGCAGGUCGUUGCGCGUCGGAGUCGUCGCUCAGCUCUCAGUAGGAUUAAAGUGACUUAAGUGUGGAAGCGCGCGCACAUACACCGGCUAAUUAUAGAAAAGGCGAAAUUGUCGGCGAAAAUAACCAAGAGUGCACCCUGGGUGCGAACACAACCGAACUGUUUUAGUGCAACGACGUGAAAUUUCGCCUUCAUGAAAAUGGUGGUAAACGAAAUUAAUUUGCUACCGCACAACAUGCGUCAAAUGUUUCAUAAGCGAAAGAUAAAGGCUGACAACUUGGACCAUCAGCAGCUACCAGUCAGCCACGUUCAGCACUCCGCACCCGUGGAAAUGGGAAAGUACAAUUUGAAGAAUAUACAAGAUAAUCGAACACAAAUUAUGUCGUCCAGAUCCUCUGAGUACCAAACGAACUCGCAGCGCAGCCACACCGUCAACAAGACGCAAAGUAUGAAGAUGCACCUGAAUGACUUCAAAAACAAUAUAUCUGAAAUGGAAAAUAUCUUUCGCAAAAGCUCCGAACGCCUGGACAACAGUGACUUGGAUAGUCCUAGUGAUCCUGUUGUCACUUAUCCUGACGAUACCCCAGUGCCAUCCGAAAUCAGUACACCGACCAGUUCCCUCGAUCAUAUAAAAUACGAACAGAAGCGAUCGAACAAUAUAAGAACAACUAAAAUAGUGACCGAUAGUUAUAGUGAGCAAAAAGCUAGCAGUAAGUACGCUGAAAGCAAAUCUUUGCAAACUGGUGAAGUAAGCUAUGAAGAAAACGCCGAACGUGCAGCCUGCCAUGCGAAAUUAGAGAUGGAUGGUGUUUCGGCGGAAAAAUCACGGUUGAAGUCUAAGGAGGCCAGAUCAUUGAUAACCUCAGACGCCACGCAACAACAAAUGAAAAACAUGGCACAUUCGUCUGUUAAGAUCAAGACGGGCACAUUCAGCGCUGAGAAUACCAGCACUCAAGCCCAGAAAGAACGCCAAAUCAUGACCAGCAACGGAAGAUAUAAUGCCGUUCACACUUCAUCGUCUCAGUCUAAUAUUACUUACACCAGCAGCAGUCAAGGGAUUCACACUUCGUCUACGUCAUUACUUCAAACAACCAAUGAGGAACAGUACCCUUUCAUAACAGAUCUUGACGCAGAGCUUGUUAACAUUUCUCUUCAUGAUUUGGAUAAUCUCAUUAAUGCCACUCCUGAGGAAGUGGAUUCGGUUAUUCAAAAAUACGCCCAACAUAUUAGGCGGCUUAUUAAACAUCUCGGGGAAACACCACAUGCUCAUAAAAUCCUCAAUAAAAUUUUUGACAUAAUGAACAAAGCAUGGGCGAUACCUACACAUGGACAUGAAGUAGGAUCUUCUUUAUGUAAUGAACUUCGUGUUUGUGGUGGUCUCGACUUGUUGAUGGAAAACUGUAUGACUACAAAUAAUGAACUGCAAUUUGCUACUGCAAGACUUUUGGAACAAUGUUUAACCACGGAAAAUCGCGCUCAUGUUAUGGCUUCAGGGCUUGAUAAGGUGGUAAAUGUCGCGUGUAUUUGCACAAAUGCAAACAGCAUCGAGCAAUCUCGUGUCGGCACCGGUAUCUUGGAGCAUUUAUUUAAACAUAGCGAGGACACUUGCAGUAAGGUAGUUACUCUUGGCGGAUUGGAUGCUUUGUUAUUUGAGUGUCGUAAGAGUGAUGUGGAAACUUUAAGGCAUUGCGCAAGUGCACUAGCGAACUUAAGUUUGUAUGGUGGUGCUGAAAAUCAAGAAGCGAUGAUCAAGAAGAAGGUGCCAAUGUGGUUGUUUCCUCUCGCAUUCCACAACGACGACAAUAUUAAGUACUACGCAUGUUUGGCUAUUACCGUUUUGGUAGCUAACGCUGAAAUUGAGUCUCAGGUGCUAAAAUCAGGGACUUUAGGAUUGGUAGAACCAUUUGUCACUUCGCACAACCCUUCAGAGUUUGCAAAGAGUAAUUUAGCACACGCGCACGGACAAAGUAAGACUUGGUUGCAACAUUUGGUGCCUGUUUUAAGUUCCAAACGUGAAGAGGCUAGAAAUCUAGCCGCGUUUCAUUUCUGUAUGGAGGCCGGUAUCAAAAAGCAACAGGGUAAUACCAAUAUCUUUGCUGAAAUUGGUGCAGUGGAGCAGUUGAAGAAAGUCGCAAGUUGUCCAAAUGCCGUUGCUUCUAAAUAUGCUGCUAAAGCUUUACGCCUUGUUGGGGAGGAGGUACCUCACAAGUUGAGUCAACAGGUACCUCUUUGGUCAAUCGAAGAUGUGGAGGAAUGGGUGAAACAAAUUGGUUUUGGGGAAUACGCGCAAAGCUUUAUUGAUAGUCGUGUUGACGGAGAUUUACUUCUACAAUUAACGGAAGAAAACCUUAAAGAAGAUAUUGGUUUGACCAAUGGUAUCAAACGAAUUCGAUUCUUCCGCGAACUGCAAAUUCUAAAACGUUUAGCAGACUACAGCUCGAAGGACACAGCAAACAUCAACAGCUUCCUGCAAACAAUGGGUCCAGAAUUUAGCAUUUACACUUAUAAAAUGUUAAAUGCUGGAAUUGAAACGAAAGAAAGCCUGAUGCGUUUGCAGGAAGAUCAACUCCUGAACGAAUGUGGUAUUACCAAUUCAAUACAUCGCCAGAGAAUUAUAGAAAGUAUUCGGGCGAUGGAAAAUGGCCUCUCAAACUCGAAGGAUGACGAUUCUAAAAAGUCUUUGGAUAUUUUUAUCAGUUAUCGCAGAUCAAAUGGAUCUCAACUUGCUAGUCUACUCAAAGUGCACUUACAAUUACGCGGCUUUAGUGUAUUCAUCGACGUUGAACGAUUGGAGGCUGGCAAAUUCGACAACAAUUUACUUCAAUCAAUUCAGAAAGCUAAACAUUUUCUGUUAGUGUUAACACCGAACGCUUUGGACCGAUGUCGGGGAGAUGAGGAAAAGAAAGACUGGGUGCAUAAAGAAAUUUGCGCAGCACUGAAAGCAGAAUGCAAUAUCAUCCCAAUUGUGGACAAUUUCCUCUUCCCCGAAACUGAAGAACUUCCCGAAGAUAUGCGACCAGUAUGCCAUUUCAACGCUAUUAAAUGGAUUCAUGAUUACCAAGAUGCUUGCGUGGAUAAACUUGAACGAUUCAUGCGAGGAGAAGUGAAUCCCAAGUCGGAGACCUUCACCCGAAUUCCGGGGACACCAUCAAACGCAAUGAGGCAGCAACCUACUUAUCAAAGAAUGCACAGUAACGACUCCGGCAGUGGCAAAAGCUCUGAUAAAGAUAUUGUAUGAGAGUGCCAUUGGUCUGCCAAUCUCUUCUAAACGUUGUUCUGAAUUAUUCAUGUAGUUAACUCGUAGACAAGUAAUUUAUGUUUUGGCAUUGGUAACGUUUAUGCUUACCGAUGUUAAGUUAAUCCCUAAACUUUAAACAAACAACUCAGCUAAUCAUGGAAAGUCAUCCGUCCUGGCCCAACAAAUGCGGAGCAACAAAAUGAGUAACUAAUAUUCGCGAACAUCGCUUAGGUAAUGUGAUAUGUAACUUACUUAGAUACCUAAUAGUCAGUGAACAUUAAUCAGUAAUAUGAAUACAAAAUUAUUAUUUAAAUUUAUAGAUAUUAUUACUAUUAAUUCUAAUACUAAAACGCUAAAAAUACGUCCACAACAAUAAUUAGAUCUCUAAUAUGAAGUUGUAAUUGUAAUACAAUAUCAAUCAUAUUUUAUGUGCUUGUAUUAAAAUGUGCUUUAAAAGCAAUUUUUGUAUGUAAAUUCAAGAUGUGCCUGAGAUGAUGAUUGGCGCAUAUAAUAUAGUUGUAUUUUUAAUCUGUACCAUAUUGUGAUUGCAAACUGUUUGUGCUUUUAACAUAGUAUACAUACAAUAUAUUUAUUUUAAAUGUA
Messenger RNA from Dalotia coriaria, 3856 nucleotides. It is a transcript of the gene Sarm, whose product is annotated as sterile alpha and armadillo motif. Gene Ontology annotation, molecular function: NAD+ nucleosidase activity; protein binding; signaling adaptor activity. The transcript has 8 exons. The coding region runs from base 209 to 3253 and encodes 1014 amino acids. NCBI's taxonomy places the organism in Eukaryota, Metazoa, Arthropoda, Insecta, Coleoptera, Staphylinidae. The record is from RefSeq and is a predicted model, not a curated record. Gene Ontology annotation, cellular component: dendrite. Gene Ontology annotation, biological process: signal transduction; negative regulation of MyD88-independent toll-like receptor signaling pathway; response to axon injury.